AAAAAUGCAGGAGUUUCUAAAGAUUGAAGUGGACAGGGCCUUACAGAGUGCAAAUGGACACCUGGACCUUUUCCUUCGUUUCCUUCUGGGUCUAUCACUGGAGUCUAAUCAAACAGUCUUUCGAAGCCUUCUGAAACAGCGAGGACACCGCUUUCAAAGUGGACAGGUCAUUGUUAAGUACAUUAAGAGGAAGAUUAGGCAAAAUCCCUCUUCAGAGAAAUCAAUCAAUCUGUUCUACUGUCUAAAUGAAUUAAAUGAUCAUUCUCUGGAGCAGGAAGUACAAAUAUUCCUGAAGAGAGGUAGAAGUGGUAUUUCCAACCUCUCUCCUGCUCAGUGGUCAGCUCUAGUUUUUAUGUUGCUUAACUCAGAAAAGGAAAUGAAUGAGUUUAAACUGAGUGAAUAUUAUCCAUCUGAAGAAUGUUUACUGAGGCUGCUGCCAGUGGUAACAGCAUCCAGGAUAGCCGAUCUGAGUAAAUGUCAUCUCAAAGAUGAAAGUUGUUCAGCUCUGGCCAAAGGUCUAAGCUCAUACUCCUCAAGUCUGAGAGAACUGAACCUGAGUAACAAAGUGGAGUGAGGGUGCUCAGUGCUGGACUGGGAAGUUCAACCUGUCAU
Messenger RNA from Carassius carassius (crucian carp), 612 nucleotides. Its product is annotated as NLR family CARD domain-containing protein 3-like. NCBI's taxonomy places the organism in Eukaryota, Metazoa, Chordata, Actinopteri, Cypriniformes, Cyprinidae. The record is from RefSeq and is a predicted model, not a curated record. The coding region runs from base 5 to 574 and encodes 189 amino acids. The transcript is spliced from 2 exons.